AUGGCCGCUCAUGGCUCUGUAAGUAGCCGUCUUUCUCAGAGUCUUAUGGAGGAAGAUAUCCCCGGAGCAUCGCUUCAGGGAAAUCCGACUGCUCUUAAAACAGAUGAACUUCGCUUUUGGUUAAAAUGUCGUGGUGAUCCAGCAAAGGGGUUAAAAACAAAGGCACAAUUGUUGAAAAGGUAAGUACAGUAUUGUUAUUUGUUCGUGAUACUUUUUAGAAUUAAAAGAGACUUUGAUAUUGUAAAUGGAGAUCAAAAGAUUUAGGAGUUAUUUUUCUCGAUGAAAUGUUUCAAAAAUGUAAUGAUUAAUAGUUUUUCUACUUUUCAUUUUGAAGAGUUCUUGAAUAUGUUGUGUCUGGUCGUGAUAAAGAUGUUGUGGAUCCCGAUAAAAAUCUGAUAUUCACGCGUCGAAAGGCGAGACAAGAACAACUCACUCAAAGUGACGCGAUGCCUGAGGAAAGUACUGUUAAAUUUCCAUCAGCCGGAUGGUCUACAAGUUUGCAACGAAUGCCAUUAUUCACAAGGGCAGAGAUGGAUUUACAUAUUUCUAAAUCUGGAAAAAACUUUGACAGAAAUAAACAGAACCAUGCUGUUCCAACAAGCAUGAAAAAGGCAAAAACAUUUCUUGAAGAUGAAUACCUGAAAGACUUAACUUGCGCAAGUGAUGACCAAUAUUUCUAUUUCAAAUGCUUGUGUUACCAUAGCUUUAAAAAAAUGAGCCACCCCACAAAUUAUAAGUUGCACUUUGUUUAGUGAGUGGAGUUGUUAAAUAUGCUUCGUGUACAUGUAUAGCAGGAUCUGUUGGUUUUUGCAAUCAUGUGCUUGCUGUUAUGAUGAAACUCUGUAAGUUCAGCUUGUAUUGUUGUCAAGGUAUUAAGGACUUGGAAAAUGAAUCUGAUAUGACACAAGCUAAGGCAUGCACUUCAAGUUUACAACUAUGGCACAGGCCUGUAAGAGGAGAUAAAAUCAAGCCCCAACCUGUCAUGGAACUUGAGGUAAAAAAGUCAAAUAUAGACACAGAGUAUAACCCUGAUAGUGGAGUAAGGUGCUUGUUGUAUGAAGCUAGGAAAAAUUUGGGUACACAAGCAUCUGAUGAAGCUUUGUUAAAAAACAAGCUUCAAGAGAUCAACCCUAAGUUUGCCUUGUCUCAAAUUAUGUCUACUGGUGGUACCAACUUACAGGAAACAAAAUUUGGAAAAUGUCCAAGUGGCUCAUAUGCAAGUUACCAGUUACAGUUCACAGAGUCUAAUUUUCAAGUUUUCUGUAAUAUUGACUCAGUGCCUAGAGUGGACUGUAAUGAUGAACAAAAUGCUAUUUCCGUAUAUCCUCCAUUCCCUUUGCAACAAUCUGAGCAGUAUGAAAAGCCAGAUGAUUUAAGCAGCAUCCAGGAAGCACUCCUGGAUCAUUUGAUUGUUGAUGAGGCAAAGCUUAAUACCAUAGAGAAGAAAACAAGUGAACCAGCAGCCUCACAGGAAUGGCAGGCUGAAAGGAAAUUUCGGUAUACAGCAUCUAAUUUCCACACAAUUGUAAAAAGGCAAAGGAAUCAUAACACUCUAGUAAAUAAUCUGCUUCAUCCCAAACCAUUCACUGCCAAACAAACUGCACAUGGGAAAACCUAUGAGCCUGUAGCCUUAAGAGAAUAUGAAAAAUAUAUGUUUUCAACAAGGAACCCAGUUUCAGUGUUCAAAAGUGGCCUUGUUGUCAGUAUGGCCUCUCCCUUUUUAGCAGCAUCACCAGAUGGCAAGGUCAUUGACCGAGGCUGUAGCAAGCCUUUUGGGCUGGUAGAGGUUAAAUAUCCCUACUCUAAAUUUCAUGUGAGUCCUUUAGAAGCAUGUGCCGAUGAAACUUUUUAUGCAGAAAAUGUAAAUGGAAAGCCGAGGCUAAAAAGGGGGCACCAGUACCACUUUCAGAUACAGGGUCAACUAGGUAUUACAGGAGCAAGUUGGUGUGACUUUGUUAUCUAUACUAACAAAGGCAUGAGUAUAGAGAGGAUCACAUCUGAUCCUCAAUUCUGGGACUUAUCGAAUGAAGGCCUAAAGAAGAGCUAUUUUGAACAUUUCAUAGCACCAGCUUCUGUGGAGUUCAGUAACCAUUAG
Molecule: messenger RNA, 2095 nt
Organism: Pocillopora meandrina
Lineage: Eukaryota; Metazoa; Cnidaria; Anthozoa; Scleractinia; Pocilloporidae
Source: the annotation of a GenBank genome assembly